This is a messenger RNA of Cladophialophora immunda, 1336 nucleotides long. RefSeq lists its product as uncharacterized. NCBI's taxonomy places the organism in Eukaryota, Fungi, Ascomycota, Eurotiomycetes, Chaetothyriales, Herpotrichiellaceae. The record is from RefSeq and is a predicted model, not a curated record. The transcript has 4 exons. Bases 1 to 1272 code for a protein of 423 amino acids. Gene Ontology annotation, molecular function: monooxygenase activity; FAD binding. Gene Ontology annotation, biological process: secondary metabolite biosynthetic process.
AUGUCGCAGCCUCUCCAGGUCAUCAUCGUAGGCGGUGGUAUCGGAGGUCUGUCCGCCGCCAUUGCUAUUCUCCUUGCGGGACAUUCGGUGAUUGUGCUGGAAGCACAAGAGAAGAUCGAAGAGAUCGGCGCGGGCUUGCAAUUCUCAGCCAAUGCAACUCGGAUUCUGCGAGAAUGGGGGGUGGACAAGGCCAUUGAAGCCGACGUCGUCGAGCCAUACCGAUGCAUCAUGAGACGGUGGAAAGACGGGCGCGAAAUUGGCUUCGUGGACCUGCACAACUACCACCAUGAAACCUAUGGCGCGCCAUUCUGGGACAUCCACCGCCACGACUUGAUUGUCGCCCUGUUUGACCGCGCAAAGAAGCUCGGAGCCGAUAUUCGCGUCAAUACAAAAGUCAUAGACAUCGACUUUGCCCAGGCGACGGUCCAUCUCGAAGACCAAACCAGCCUGUGCGGGGACUUGGUUGUGGGGGCGGACGGGCUGAAUUCCCUCUGUCGCAAAAGGCUGGUCCCGACCGAAGAACCUGAGCACACAGGCGAUAUCGCCUUCCGGGUUCUUCUGAACUACGACGAGCUGCCCGACGACUCCGACUUCCGGGAACUGGUGACCAAGCCUCAAGUGACCUACUGGCUCGGUCAUAACGGCCAUGUCAUUGUAUACAUUCUCAAGCAGGGCAAGCAGAUCAACUUGGUGGCCGUGGCGCCGGAUGACCUUCCGUCUGGAGUCAUCCGGGCUCCGUGUGAUGUGAGCGAGUGUACCAAGAUCUUUCGCGAGUGGGAUCCUUUAAUCAACAAGUUGAUAUCGCACAAGAACGUGAUUUGGAAGUGGAAAUUGCAUAAACGGCCAGAAUUGGAUCGCUGGAACCAUCCCUCAGGCCGAUUCACCUUGAUCGGGGACGCCGUGCACCCGACCCUCCCCUACCUCUCUCAAGGAGCUGCGAUCACCGUAGAAGACGCCGCCGUUCUGGGUCAAGUCUUGACCGAGCCAAUCUCGCUCUCUGCGGCUCUGGCCAAAUACGAAGCGCUGCGGAAACCCCGGACGACCGAAGUGGUCAGGGCUGCCACCCGGCAGCAGGGAUGGUAUCACCUUCCGGACGGCGAGAAGCAGCAGAUGCGGGAUGCCAUGAUUGGCGCCCCAAUGUCGAUGGAGGGAGAUCCGUUCUUGUGGAGAGAGCCCACGUUUGCUCCGUGGUUGUAUGGCUAUGAUGCGUACGCCGAGGCAAAGAAACAAGCAGGCCAGGUGAACGGGUUUGCCAAUGGGUCGAGUAACUAGAAGUGUCGCGCAAGUGGCUCUGCGUUUGGUAUACUACGUACUUGGUAGAAGAAUAAGCCUACGC